This is a messenger RNA of Prorocentrum cordatum, 4808 nucleotides long. Lineage: Eukaryota; Dinophyceae; Prorocentrales; Prorocentraceae. The record is from the annotation of a GenBank genome assembly.
AUGCGAACGAGUCCGACGCGCUGCUGCGCGCUCGUUCUAGUGACGAUUCACUCGUCUCCAUCGGCGAUUACAUGUGUCACUCUCCGAAGCUUUUGGUUUCAACUAUUCGAGACUCUGUGUCCCAGGCAAAGAGUCCUUGUCGUCAUGCUCUGGUCUUCAUCCCUUCUUCUCGCCUGUGUUGCCGAUUUCGGCAGGACGUCUCGACUGACGGCAUCGGGUCGUCGGGUGGAGUUCGCCUCAUUGCUUCCCUUUGUUGGACCGGUGGUACUCGGCGACGCUUCCGCGGCAGCCGCUCGAGGCCAGGGCGCCGACGACUCCUGGCAAAGGUCGUGGCAGGGCUGGGGGCACGGCUGGGCGCGCGACGCGGGCUGGGACUACUCGACCGAAUGGCCCGGCGGCGUUGGGCACCGCCGCGCCGCGAGCUCGUCGCGCGGGGCCGUGCUGGCACGGGGCGUGACGCGGAGGCCCACCGCCCGAUCGGCCGCGCCCCGGGCGCGCGCGAAGUGGGUGCCGAAGCGCGUGGCUGGCGCCGAGGUGGCGGAGGCGCCCAUCGCGGCGGGCGCCAGCGCGGAGGAGGUUGUUGGCGAUGCGGGGGCGCAGAAGGACUCCGCCGUGGUCGACCAGCUUUGGCGCGACUACCGUCCCCGCGCUCAGGACGGGCCCGACCAAGCCGACGCGGGCUGGAGCUUCUCGCCCGGGGGCGCUGGCUGGGAAGGCCACCGCUGGAGCGGCGCUCGCUGGGGCGCCGCGCGGCCGGUCGACACCGACGCCGAGCCGCAGCAUUUGCCUGUGAAGGUGAUGAUGGCGGACGGCGGCGGCGACUGCGGCGGCGACUGCGGCGGCGGGUGGGGGCCCGCCGCCGCCGCGGGGCCGGCUCUCGAGCGCAGCGCGUCGGCAGGCUCUGGAGUGGCAGCGCACCGAGGGGGCUCGGCCAGGCGCUGGGGCUCAGGCUCCCGUGGCCGCGCGGAGCAGCGCCAGCAGUCGGGCGUGUCGUACUACCCCGCGGCGUCCCGCCGGGGGCCCGCCGCCCGUGCGGCCGCCCCUGCCGGCGGCGGCGAGGGCGGCGAGGGAAGCAGCCAGUUGCCCUCUAUUAUCCCCAUGGGGCGAUACGGCGAUGCUUGGAACACCCGCGAGUGUGGCAAGUGGAGCUACCUCUGGCGCGUCACCGGCAAUAACUACAGGGGCCAGCUCGCGCUGUUGGACCAGCUUCCUCAGAACAUCAGUUCCCACCCCGCCGCCGCCGCCCUGGAGAAGGAUAUCAAGGCCAGCCUCAUAGAAUGGAGCUACAGCGAGACCAGCGUGAUGUGUAAGAAGGGCAGGUUCGUUCACGAGAAGCGCGACCUCUACACUAUCACGGCCUUAGUGGGAACCCACCGACCGCGUGCGCAACCUGACCUGGACAGCAAGAGCUCGAGGCGCAAGCGGGAGCGCAGCCUGAAGGCCCCCUCCCACCUCCAGGACAUCGCCGACGAGAUGCAGGAUCAAGGCAACAUGGAGAUCGCCACCGCUACUGCCAUCUUCUACUGGCCUGAGGAUGCUUGGUCUCUUGCCAAGGUCGUCUCGGCUGCUUUCAAUCAGGACCCACUUGAUUGGAAAGAUCUCCCUGCGCCGAUCACCAUGCACCAGCUGUGGGAGAUCGAGAGCCAGGAGACCAUCAAUAACAUGUUCGCUGACUGGGUCACGCCUAUGGAGGAGCUGCUGCACUUCCUGUCCGCGGAGAUCCCGAGCGCGGAAGCGAACGCCUCCUCGGACCGGUGGAACCUGGUGCCGCAGCCAGUGACCCAGUACCGGGUCCGCCUCACGGCGGUCGGCCGGCGUGAAGUGUGGACGGUGUACCGCCGCUAUUCGAAGUUCUACACCCUGUGGCAGAACCUCCAGAAGCGCUUCCCGGAGCACGUGCUGCCACCCAUUCCGCGCAAGAAGCUGCUGGGCAAGGAGUACCCGCAGUUCAUCGAGCAGCGCAGGGUCGAGCUCGAGGAGUUCCUCGGGCUGCUGUUGAAGCUGCCGGUAGAGAUCUCGCUCAGCGAGGAGGUGUGCCUCUUCCUGGAGGUCCCCGAGCCGCUCCGCCGGGAAUUCCUCGAUGCGGAUUCCUGGUCUGCCCCGGCGCCUUCCUGUGCCCUUCUGCUGGGCGACGGCCAGAGCUGCUCACACGGCGGCUCGGACCGUGGAGGCGGCAGCGCCGGGGGCGCCGGCGGCGUCGACGAUGCGCGCUGCUGCGAGCGGUCGGCUGCGCUGCGGGCGAGGCUGCAAGGCCUGCCCAGCAGCAGGAUGGUGUCGGUCCGUGGCUUCGAGGAGUGGUUGCUGACGACGUGCCGCACGCGGGACCCGCCGAUGACGCAGGGCCACGCCGAGCUGAUCUUCCUGGGCCCCGAGGGCCGCGGUGGGCUGCUCGAGGUAGUCGGCGAGCUGGAGAAGUCCGAGGUGCGGUCCAUCGCAGCGCUGGGCCUGCUGUGCAAGCUGCUGUCCCACGAGUCCUGCGGCGAGGCUACGCUGUUCCGGGCGGUCCUGCGGCGGCUAGACUUCGCGUUGCUGUCGCGCAUGCGUCUGCAGCACCACAUCCACAGGAACCGCGGGCAGAGCAAUCGCCUCGACGCGUUCCACGUGCUGCGCUCCCUGGAGCUGCCCGCGAACGCGCUCUCCGCACUGCUGCAGGACGACUUCGCCCUGCGCGAGUUCCGGCGUUGGAGCGAGGGCUUGCAGGGCACCCUGAGCUUCCGCACGCUCCACCGGCCCCUCCUCGCGCAUCGCCGCGCGGCGAGUGUGGAGACCCCUGGGCUGCAGGCGCGCGGCGAGCUGAGCUCCCGCGAGUGCCGGAAGAUCUCGAACAGCGCGGUCACCAACGUGCAGAUGUAUCUCAGCCUCCCGCUCCCCAGCGGCGAGUUGGAAUUGCCCCACAGGGCCGCCGCAGAGUGUGAGGGCGCGGCUGCCGCGGAUCUGGACUCGGAAGUGCCCCCAGCGCCCGCCGACUUGGGCAUAUCGCUGGGAGCCGCCAGGAGCUUCCGACUGCAGCAGCUGCAGACUUCCAGCUACGCUCUGGAGGGCUAUUCCGAGCAGGGGCCGCAGUGGUGCGCUGUACCCUGCCCCGAGCCGCUCUGGCGAGAGCACUACGGGGUGCGGGCUUUCUACCGGUACGUCGAGCCUUCGGAGCAUCAAUUGGAUACUUACAUGGUGCGGGUCGAGUUGCGGCUGCCGUGGCCGCCACUGCUGGUUGCCUGCCUGCUGGCAGACCACGGGAGCCUCAUCGACCACCUGUUGCCUAGCGCCCCAGAAUUGUCACCUGCUACUGCAGAGCGGCUGCGGCAGAUAGCAGAAGGUUCCUUGCCGCUGCUAUCUCAGUUGCAGAGCUCGCGGACCGCCAAACAAUUGAGUUCUGGGGCUGCCAGCGAGGUCUACAGCGAGCACCUCGAGUGUACCAUCGGCACCCCGGCUGCACCUCACGCUUCAGUGCGGCUGUGGCUGCUGAAGUUUCUCCGCAUCACGCGCAUUCCAGACGACAUGGGCAGCCCGAGCAUGGCCACUGGAUCGUGCAGAGGCGGCGGCAUGGAGGGCAGCAUCUUUCGCGGUGAAGGCAUAUCUUCGUACCUGUUCGUUUGCACGGCCGCCCCGCCCGUCGCAGACACGCCUGCGUCGUGGCAGGAGGCCCCGGACGGGGCGCGCGCGGGCCCCCGGGAGGAGUUCUGCCGGCAGGCCUCGCGCAGCUCUUUGGACGAGGUGCUGACCAGGACCCGAGCCUCACUGGCGUCCCCGCGGGGGAAACGCGGAGCGCCCGAGCGGGUGGCGCACCUGCGGCCGAGCGGGGUGGAGGUGCGGCCGGCAGCCGGCGGGGCUGGCGAGGGGAGUGAGGUGAGCGUUUGCUUGCUGCCAGGGAAGGAGACCAUCCGCCUGGUGAGCGGUGAUCUCCUGGGGGAGAGGCCCGCGCGGGACAGGAAGCCACGCAGACAUGAACUCCAGAGGCCCUCGGGCGACUUCUCCGCUGGCGCCGAAACCGGGGACCGCCCGGGGACGUAUCCAGCUUCAGCGGAAGGGCAAUGCAGCCGCGGACGCCUGAAGUUUGUGUCAAAGCGUGGCUUUGUGGCUCUGGAGGCUAAUCCUGUGGAAGACGCUGGGGAACGCCCUCUUCGUGCUGGAGAGCCUCUGCCCCGCCGUGGCCGGCAGCGGCGGCGGGCCGCCGCUGCCGAGCGGCUUCACCCACCCCCUGCUGGCCAGGCGGGCGCUGGGACCACGACGACGACGAUGACCCUCUACGGCGGCCCCCAGGGAUCUUCAAUCCCUGGAGGUCUCGGGAGGCUUCCGCGAAGGCCCAGCUCCAAAGGUCCUUGAAUGCGGCCUGCGGAGGCCUUGGCCCCUUGGCUAGCUGACAACGCCCUGAAGUCUCGACCCCCGACCCUCCUUCGACGUCGGGCACGGCGAAGAUCAGGACGGCGACGGCGGCUCUGGCGGUAUCGGCGGCGGCGAUGACGCCUUUGCCGCGGCACGUCGGCGCCGUCCGCCGCCAGCCUCCUCGCCGCUGCCUGGGCCACCUCGGGCCUUCGAGGGCCGUCGCGGCCGCGGCCGUCGGCGGCCGCCGGCCAGGCUGGAGCAGUGCUUGGCGCGGCCCGCGCGCGCCUAUUCCCCCUCGGGCGGCAGCGCGGCGUCCCGGACCUCUUCUGCGGCCGCCGAGGAGCCGCACCUCGAGGUGGAGCUCGACGUUGUGGAGAUGUGAGCGGCUGCGCAAGAGAGGAGUUUGGGGGGAGCGAGGAGGUGGAGGAGGAGGAGGAGGCGGCGGGCUGGGCGCCCACGUAUAGAAGCCCCCCCCGGCGGCCGGAGCA